ACUUUUUCGUGGUAUUUUAUGCAUGUCAAUCAGAGCAAAAGCAGAAGUAAAGCUAAGCAAAUAUUGUUGGAGACCAAAUCUAAUACAACGAGAUAUAACUAAGUACAGAAAUGGCACUGCCGAUACAACACGAGGAUCUGACGAAGCUGAAGGUCUUCAUUGACUUUGUGGUCGCGAAUCCCACUGUCUUGAACAUGCCGCAGCUGCAGUUCGUCAAAGAUUUUGUGGAGAAGUUCGGUGGCAAGGUGCCGCCUGGCCAAUUCAGCGAUGGCGGUGCCGGAGGCAAGUGCCCCUUCGGUGGCGAUGCUGGUGCAAAGGCCAAAGAGCCGGCAUCUGGGGCCACUGAUGGCAAUGCCCCCGUGGAUAGCGAGGACGAGGAGUCCCUUUCCGAUCCCGAAUCGGAUGUGGAGCUGGACAUGGAGGGUGUGAUCGAGGCGGACAGCGAUCCCGCCCAACCCAUGGGCGACUCCAGCAAAGAGCCCACCGAAGAGGAGGUGGAUCAGGCGGGCGAUCUGCGCGCCCAGGCGGCCUCUGCCUACGGCCAGCAGAAGUUCGACGAGGCAAUCGCCUUCUACACCAAGGCCAUCGAACUAAACCCGGGCAAUGCCCUGUUCCACGCCAAGCGUGGCCAGGCCUUUCUCAAGCUGAAGAAACCGAAUGCCUGCAUUCGGGACUGCGACAAGGCACUGGAACUGAACUGCGAUUCGGCGGCUGCCUACAAGUUCAGAGGACGCGCCCGUCGCCUCCUUGGAGACUUUGAGCUGGCUGCCAAGGAUUUGCGGCAGGCAUGCAAGCUGGACUUUGACGAGGAGACGGAUGAGUGGCUAAAGGAGGUAACUCCGAAUGCCAAGAAAAUCGAGCAGCAUCGCGUGAAACAGGAGCGUCGCCAGGCCGAGCGUAAGAUUAAGGAACGCCAGCGGGCACAGAGGCGCGCACGCAAGGAGCAGGAAAAGCAGAAUGCUAGCUCUGGUGGAUCAUCUGGAGGAUUCCCCGGUGGGCCGUCUGGAUUCCCCGGCGGAAUGCCUGGAGGUUUUCCUGGUGGAGCAUCUGGUGGAUUCCCUGGCGGAUUCCCGGGCGCAUUUCCUGGUAACGUAGAUAUGACUGAUUUAUUGGGAGCCAUAAAGGAUCCCGAGGUGGCAGCCGCCAUGCAGGACAUUUUGGCAAAUCCGGCCAACAUCACAAAGUACGCGUCGAACCCGAAGAUAUUUAACCUUAUUAAGAAGUUCGUGCCCGGUGGAGAUUUGGGUGCUGCUUUUGGCCAAGCGGAUGAAAAAGCUGGAGAGCCGAGCGAGCCAAAGACUAAAAAGGGCUCCGCCGAUUUCGUCGAUGACGGUUUGGACUAAGGUUUAGAGAUUGGAAAGUAGUAGGACUGAAACAAGCGGCGAUUAAAACAAAAAAAAAAGAAGUUAACAAACCAAACACACGAAAUAGAGCGAGAUGAAAAAGCAGCAAAGAAAGAGAAAGAAAUAGAGAGCGAGGAAGAUAAAAAGUACCAUAAAAAACAUAAAAGGGAAAGCGGCUGCUAUACACAUUUUUCAUCUCAGAUAUAAACAUUUCCUAAGCUUUAUCUUAACCCACACGUAAAAGAAAGGUCAGCAAUGCAGAAAAUUUAAAUAUAUAUAAUAUAUGUAUACAUAAAAUACUACCAGCAGUCAGAAGAGAAGUAACUAUUAUUUCAACUCUCAGCUAAGACCAUACGGAAAUAGAACAGAUAGAUGUGGAGAUGCUUCUUCACACAUUAUCCAAAAUCAUAUUCGCGGCCAUUCAAAUAAGCAACUGAAACAAUACAAAACAGAGCUAGAAUAUGUUUAGCAACUUUUUCCCAUUUGCUCGGAUUAACCUAUGCCACUCUCAGUUCAUUGGGAAAUCAUAAAACUGUCCUGUGAAAAGCAAAAUACGAAUGUUUCCUUAUUAUUGUUUAAACGUAAAGUCAUAUACAAGGGUCUCGAUCGAUCUAGUUGAACUAAAGCUCGAUAAGAAACCAAAACAACAUAAAAAGAAAUAUAUUCAAUAAUAUUAGCCUAAAUUACCUGUGCUCGGAGACAACAGAAUAACACGCCGAAGAAACGGAUAAAACUAAUCACACCAUUUUGUCAAACAAAAUUGUACUGAGUAGGAUUUGAUUCAUAUUGUACUAAGCAAAUGCAUUUAGCCUCCAAAAUUAUAACAAUCGCCCACUCAUAUUCAACACUCAUUCACACAUACAUAUAUUCAUGGCCUACACGACAUGUCUCACAUUCAUUCAACCAGUGAUCAAUGGAAUUAAAUAAACGAGAAUCCGAAGUGCUAA
Drosophila erecta is the source of this 2290-nucleotide messenger RNA. Its product is annotated as hsc70-interacting protein 1. NCBI's taxonomy places the organism in Eukaryota, Metazoa, Arthropoda, Insecta, Diptera, Drosophilidae. The coding region runs from base 111 to 1343 and encodes 410 amino acids. The record is from RefSeq and is a predicted model, not a curated record. The transcript is spliced from 4 exons. Gene Ontology annotation, molecular function: Hsp70 protein binding; protein dimerization activity.